Ilex paraguariensis (yerba mate) is the source of this 450-nucleotide messenger RNA. The record is from the annotation of a GenBank genome assembly. Lineage: Eukaryota; Viridiplantae; Streptophyta; Magnoliopsida; Aquifoliales; Aquifoliaceae.
AUGGUGGCAUUGGUUUUGAAAGCCAAAAUAGGGAUGGAUAGGGAUUGGAGCCACGGUUCUGCCAUCGACCCAAUAAGCAAUGAAGACAACCAGAAGUUAAUAGCCAUCCCAUUGGGCUUCAAAAUCACCUGGAGAGCCCACCAUCCGUCAACAAACAAUGGAUUAGUCGGGCCCAACCUACUCGCACUGUAUUGGAGAGAAUUGAUGAAUAUGAAUAAUGGAGAAGAUUUGAUUCCAUGGUUGCGCGAAGUCCAUCAGGGCCUUACAUCUGAUGAGUUCUCGUUGUUCCUUAUUCAGUGUUGGUUUAUGUGGAGAAAUAGAAACAUUCGAAUUUAUGAAAAUAUGGUUCAAGACCCUAUUGAAGUGCAGAUGAAGGCAGCUGAAUAUUACAGUCAGUAUAGGGAGGCAGUAGCUCAGCCCCUUGCCGAGCAAACUCCCAACGAUGGCUGA